AUGGACAACUUCAUGUUGUUCGAGUCGCAAUUAGUUGCGAUGUAUCCAAAGCCGGAGCCAAAUAGGCCGCGGCAAUAUGGCGAAAAACCGCGGCGCCAAUUACCACCGAAGAAAGCGGAUAGCGGGGCGCCAGCCAGAGCCCCGGCGAUGACCACUACAAGCGCCCCGUAUGCGAGGGGAUCUUUAAAGUGUGGUAGUGAAGACCACAAGGUGUUGAGUGCCCGAAGUGCCAGCCCGGAGAAGCACAGCGACUCCUGGAUCAGCGGUUCAAGAAACCGUAUGUCGCUGAUGUGGCCGCCGGACAAGAAGACCGACAAGAAGACCAAGUUUAUUAGCGUAGCCGUGGCUGCGAACGAUUUGGUCGAAGCGCGCGCUCAUCGCACCUUGGAUUGCGACAUCAAUGGCCUCAAGGUGACGACACUACUCGACGGUGGUGCUGACCAAUCGGUGUUGUCGCCGACGUUUUUAUCACGUCUGGAAGAAACGGGCAAUUUUACGUCGCCGGUGCGACAGCUGGACGACGCGAUGGAAUUGGGCGGGUUCAUGGAAGGCAUGAAGCUCGAUGUGGACCGCGACGUCAAGCUACGUCUGACCUUUGAAACGGGCUGGUGA
Molecule: messenger RNA, 612 nt
Organism: Aphanomyces astaci
Lineage: Eukaryota; Oomycota; Saprolegniomycetes; Saprolegniales; Verrucalvaceae
Exons: 1
Coding region: 1-612 (203 amino acids)
Biological process (GO): proteolysis
Molecular function (GO): aspartic-type endopeptidase activity
Source: RefSeq, a predicted model, not a curated record